Molecule: messenger RNA, 3341 nt
Organism: Xiphias gladius (swordfish)
Lineage: Eukaryota; Metazoa; Chordata; Actinopteri; Istiophoriformes; Xiphiidae
Gene: mmp24
Product: matrix metallopeptidase 24
Exons: 10
Coding region: 191-2044 (617 amino acids)
Biological process (GO): proteolysis; collagen catabolic process; extracellular matrix organization
Cellular component (GO): extracellular matrix
Molecular function (GO): metalloendopeptidase activity; zinc ion binding
Source: RefSeq, a predicted model, not a curated record
CGCGUCUUCAGCGGCGACCCGGGAGAGGGCGGGAGACGACACACGCGGCGAGGGAGAGAGAGUGCGCGAGGCAGUCGCAGCAGACGGGAUGAAGCGGGAGCACACGGACCGUCUCCUCCGGUAAACAAGCGGAGCAGGAGUCUGGAAAUCACCGGCGGAAAGCGGAGGGGGGGAUUUCGGGGACGCAGCCAUGGCGACGGGAGGAGGAGGAGUGAGGCGGAGGAGGAAAGCGGGGCUCCCGGGAUUCUGCUGGAAAACCUGCUACUUUCCCAUUUUGUUCUGGGUCGUUUCCGUGUGCGGAGAGGAGAAGACGUUCAUUGUAGAGACGUGGCUGAAGAACUAUGGCUACCUGCUGCCUCACGACGUCCGCACAUCAGACCUGCGGCAGGAGAAAGCCAUGCAGUCUGCUGUGGCCGCCAUGCAGCGCUUCUACGGCAUCCCCGUGACGGGAAUACUGGACGAGACGACUAUAGAGUGGAUGAGGAGACCGCGCUGUGGCGUCCCGGAUCAUCCUCACACCAGCCGCCGGCAAAGGAAUAAACGCUACGCUCUGACGGGACAGAAAUGGAGAGAUAAAAAGAUCUCAUACAGCAUAUCUAACUUCACCCCUAAAGUGGGGGAGAAGGACACCCAGAGAGCGAUCCGACAGGCCUUCAACGUGUGGCAGACCGUCACUCCGCUCUCCUUCCAGGAGGUGCCAUACUCAGAGAUCAAGAACGAGGGUAAGGAGGCGGACAUCAUGAUCUUCUUCGCCUCUGGUUUCCAUGGUGACAGCUCUCCGUUCGACGGAGAGGGUGGUUUCCUCGCCCACGCCUAUUUCCCCGGCGCUGGCAUCGGAGGAGACACACACUUUGACUCUGACGAGCCCUGGACGCUGGGCAACGCCAACCAUGAUGGUAAUGAUUUGUUCCUGGUGGCGGUUCAUGAGUUGGGUCACGCGUUGGGCUUGGAGCACUCCAACGAUCCCAGUGCCAUCAUGGCUCCGUUCUACCAGUACAUGGACACACACAACUUCAAGCUGCCCCUGGAUGACCUGCAGGGCAUACAGAAGAUCUACGGUAUCCCCACAGCCAUGCUGGAACCCACCAGGCCGUUGCCCACCUUACCUUCUCGGCGGACGCACUCCACCUCCGAGCGCAAGCACGACCGUCACUCCCGUCCCGCGCGCCCGCCCGGCGACCGGCCCGCACUGCCUGGAAACGGCAAGCCCAACAUCUGCGACGGCAACUUCAACACCGUGGCCUUCUUCAGACGGGAGAUGUUUGUCUUCAAGGACCGGUGGUUUUGGCGUCUGAGGAACAACAAGGUGCAGGAGGGUUAUCCCAUGCAGAUCGAUCAGUUCUGGAAAGGCCUGCCACCUCGCAUCGACGCUGCCUACGAGAGAUCUGACGGCAAAUUCGUCUUCUUCAAAGGUGAUAAGUACUGGGUGUUUAAGGAGGUCACGGCCGAGCCCGGUUACCCUCACAGUCUGGCGGAGCUGGGCAGCUGCCUCCCCAAAGACGGCAUCGACGCGGCGCUGCGCUGGGAGCCAGUCGGAAAAACGUACUUCUUCAAAGGGGACCAGUAUUGGCGCUACAACGAGGAGAAGCGCACCGCGGACCCAGGGUACCCCAAACCCAUCACCGUGUGGAAGGGAAUACCGGACGCACCACAGGGGGCCUUCAUCAGCAGGGAGGGAUACUACACCUACUUCUACAAGGGGAAGGAGUACUGGAAGUUCGACAACCAGAAGCUGACGGUGGAACCCGGAUAUCCAAAGUCCAUUUUGCGCGACUGGAUGGGUUGUGACCAGUCCGACGUGGAGCAUUCCGGUGGCAACGGUAACCGCGGUGACCGCCAGCUGCCCCUCGACGACGUGGACAUCAUGGUGACCAUCAACGACGUGCCGACGACAGUCAACGCCAUCGCCGUGGUGAUCCCUUGCAUCCUGUCGCUGUGCAUCCUGGUGCUGGUGUACACGAUUUUCCAGUUUAAAAACAAAGGAGCGCAGCAGAGCACCAUGACACAGCACUACUACAAAUACCCUGUUCAGGAGUGGGUAUGACAGGCAACUUUCCUUUGAAGGGGUCAAAGUUCACGGAUCAAGUGGUACUCGUAUUGUUAGCCAGCUAAUGUUGGCUAAUGGCUAUGAACACUAGCAGAGGACAAUGGAAAGUCAGUACUGAAAGACGCUAAUUGGCUAGCUAGAGACUCGUGCCUGUCUUGUGACACAAGCACUUCGGUGAAGACACUGACUUUGUCUUUUUAAGGAUGCUUAAAACAAACGGAGAGAACAAGUCCGCAAAUGCUCCAGGAGGAUAUGAUUGGCUAAGGACAUACAAAGGAGAUCUUUCAGUCUUGCUCACCUGACUUGCCCAAAACUUCUCUGGCUGAGUGAAAUGUGGUCUUUUGAGCGAUACUGAACUUUGACCACCUCUUCUCGGACCUACAACACACAACUCUCCUUCUCAGUGAAAAUAUAAGAAAGAGGAAGAGCAGCAGAAUAAGCUCCUCUAAGCAAGACACCUCUUCCAAGUUUGUUCUAACAACAGCGUGUACACGUGAACUACCUUAACUAUUAAGUCAGAUGAACUUUAAUGAAAAAAAAUAAGAAAAAAGAAAUGGUUUAAAAAUAUCAAACUUGAAGAUAAAUGUAGGUAGAAAGGCCAUAUCAAAAAGAAAACGAGGAUCUCUCUGUGGAUUACUGACUUCUGUUUAAUUUAUUUUCAGUUGUAUGGAGAUGUAAAACUGUCAAAGAGGACCUUUUUCUCUCUCUUUUUCACCAUACACGACAAGAACACUCUCAUCAGCAUUAACACAGACCUUUGUCGACUUCAGCCCCCCUCAGUCAAACGAAAACCUUUUUAAGAGUGUGGUGAUCUACACAGCUUGGACCGCUGGGCCUUGGAAAACGUAGAAUAGCGAGUCGUCGGCAUAUAGUGAUAGAAUAGCUCAACGACAGUUCAACAGCCUUAUCUCUGUCGCAGCAGACCUAACACGUCUGCUCAUAUUUAACAAGCUGCUCACAGCCAGGGCCCGUAUUUAUCAAGCCGCCAAAAGUGAAAAAAUAAUAAAAAGUAAAAAAUCCUUCUCUUUUGCUCCCACUCGCCAACUUAUAACGGUAUAAGAGCUAUUUAUCAAAUUUCUUACAACUUAAAAUUUUAAGAGAGUUAUUUAAGAGUAGGCAACAGGUGAGCACACACCUUCUGAGACAUGUUUUCAGUAAUUGUACAAAGUAUCAUCAGUCAUGAGGAAAAGUAGAUUAGCUGAAGUAGUGUAAUUCAGGGAAAUCCGAUUGCAUUUUAUUCAAACGUGAUAGGAUGUUACACCACUCUUUCUCAGAAUUGGACUUUUGUUGCCAU